Molecule: messenger RNA, 2618 nt
Organism: Thalassophryne amazonica
Lineage: Eukaryota; Metazoa; Chordata; Actinopteri; Batrachoidiformes; Batrachoididae
Exons: 7
Coding region: 131-1105 (324 amino acids)
Source: RefSeq, a predicted model, not a curated record
CAGCUUUCUUGGAUGAAGUGACGGCGCUCGGGAUUUGGAAAAGGCUCGUACGCCGACAACGUCCGCUUGGUUUUUGUUUUAUAUCUCACUUUGAAGACUUUUUGAGCAGCUCGAGACCUCUACAGUAAACAUGCUUCAGUUUGGAAGCCGCCUGGCCCAGUUUCAGCUCAGCUCAAGAGCGCCAGAUACUGUUCAAAACCAGCAACCAACACUUUGUGACUUUUUACAGCGUGUCAGGAAACUUACCUGGCUGAAAAAACAAGAUGUUUUCUGCAAUCUGCGUAUCCCUGAUCAGUUUGAGACGGUUAAAGAUGACAUCAACAUUGUUAUACUCACAGGCCAAGGGAUAUUCUGCCUGGAUGUAAAAAACUGGGGUGGUGCUGUCUCUGCUCACGACCAGAACUGGCACGUGAUGGUAAAAAUAAAGGACCACAAUUUUACCAACACCCACAUUGAGCAGAUUGAAGAUCCCCUCAGAGCCAUCACGAUCAAGGCGGCUAACUUGUGUCACCAUUUGAGGAGGAGCGGAGUGUCUGUGAGACCAAAGCUCUUCGUCCCCAGAGUGAUCUUCCUCUCGCCGCACUGUGAGCUGGAUGAGGAGCUGAGGAAGAGGAAGGAGCUGGUGUCUCACAGCCAGAUAGACGACUUCCUCAGAUUGUUCAGGGAGGGCUACCUGUCCUGGAUAUCGGAUGCACUGACUCCGUCUUGGGUCUCUGGACAUCUGUCAUACAGGCAGAUGGAGGCAGUCCGGCAGGUCCUGAGGCAGGUGGGAACAUGGGAUGUGGUGAGGCUCCACUGUGGCGAGCAGCUGAGGGGAGAUUACCAGAGUUGUCAGUACAUCGCCCUCAAACGCCAGGAAACGGACACACUGGAAUUCUCCAGAGUUAAGACGCUGUCGGCUGAUUCACUGUGGGCCCUGCUGGGACACGUUCCUCAGGUUACUGUUAAAAUGUACAAGCGUGGAGCUCAAGGCUGGCUCGGUAAGACCCCGAGCGCCACCGCCACCAUACCCGCCAACACCUGUGUGAUUUUCCGGAUCAGGGGGGAGGAAACUGAUUCCAAAAUCCCAGCCAGCAGCAUAGAAAGCAUCACACUCAGCAUAUGACGGUGUGUGAGUAGAAAAGAAACGUCUCCACCACAGAGCUGAACCAGACUUAAUCACAGGUGUGUCCUACAAAGUCAGCUCAACCUGGAUUACAGGAUAUUUAUUAUGUAUAUUGCUUAAAUGCUUUUUUUUCUGUUUUUUGUGUGUGUGUGGGGGGGGGGGGGGUGUAUUAUCCUAAUAACUUGCAUGUUUAAUGUCCGCAUGUGAGCAUACAAGCCACAUUUGAAUCCUCCAUCCGGCAUGUAAGAAAAAUACUCAUCUUCUUAGGCUUACAUAUGUUAUGUAUUAUUGUUUUAUGACAUCAAAAUAAUAAUAAUCUCAAUAUAUAAUUUCAAAUGUAAGAAACUUUGUCUAUUUUUUUAACUACAAGACAUCAAAACAUUGGCAGUAUACAUGCCUCCACCAAGGCCAUCAUGUCCUUACCUGAUUUAUAGUGGGGGUGCUGUUUAGCAAAUCCAAAUAAUGACCAGAAGGAAAUCAAUGGGAUAUAUUGUUAAAAACUAACAAAAAUAUGUUAAAAAUGAUCAUAGCUGAUCUCUCCACCAAAAACUAAUUUAACAUCCAUUCAUUUGUUUCUGGGAUAUCAAGCUAAUGGACAGAUGAAGAAGCAGUGUGAAAAUAUCAGACAUUUGCAUAUGGCUGUUGUGUACACCAGUCAGGAUGCAAUUUUUUUUUUUUUUUUUUUUAUCAUUUUAUCUUUGUGCACCACCACAGUGAAAUUAUACUGAAACAACUAAGAUGUGCUUGUAAUGCAGACUUUCAGCUUUAAUUUGAGAGGUUUGAAUGAAAUAUCACAGAAUUACAGCCAUUUUUAUCCACAGCUCCUACAUUUUCAGUCUAGAAAUAAUUGGAAAAAAAUUUAAUGUAAGGUUGUUGAUAAAAGUAAUCACUUUUACAGCAUGUUUUCUUGAGACAAGUCAGGGAAUGGAUAUGUGAACAUGUAUUCACCAUACUGUAGCUACAGUAAACAGUAUGGUAAAUCUGUAUGGAUUAGGCCCCAAUCAAAAACAGGAUGAACCUCUAAGAAGACACUAGUGAGGGAAGCCACCAAGACACCCAUAAAAACUCUGAAGGAGUUAAUAUGCUUCUGUGGCUGUAACUGUAGAAGCUUUGCUUUCUUCCACUUUUGUUGGUUGCUUUACUGGUUACACAGCUUGACAGUGGAGUGGCACAGAUAAUGGUUUUCUUAAAAAGAUGUGAAAUUCAGCUACAGAUUGACAGAAGGCACAUGGGAGUUUCAACCCUAGAUUUGAUCUCUCUGCUUGUCUUAAAAUUCUACUCUGUUCCACUCCACUAUGAAGCUGUGACCGUUGGUGCAACAGACAAAAACUGCCCAAUUUGGUGGCUUCCCUCACUAGUCUUUCUUGUAUGGUCACUCGGCGUUUGAGAACAGUCUACUCCAGACAGAUUUACCAUACUCUGUGUUCAUGUAUUCAUCCCCUGACUUAUCUACAGAAAAGUAAUGAUGUGUGUUUAAAAAAAAAUGGAUAUUUAGUUAGUCCAAUUACUUAUG